Messenger RNA from Salarias fasciatus (jewelled blenny), 2247 nucleotides. RefSeq names its product cornifelin homolog A-like. Lineage: Eukaryota; Metazoa; Chordata; Actinopteri; Blenniiformes; Blenniidae. The record is from RefSeq and is a predicted model, not a curated record. The transcript is spliced from 4 exons. Bases 169 to 558 code for a protein of 129 amino acids.
UACAUAGGAAUGCAGGUUUUGCAGCAUAGUUUAGCUCAGUUUCCAAGCUAUGCAGAAGAUGCCACUCCUCCUGCAAGGUGUCUUUGCCUAGCAGCUUUGUGAGGUGACAACAAGGAUCCCCGCUUGUUCAGGUUUUUUGGUCUCGGUCUGUGGAUAAUUUUGUUCCCAAUGGCAGCACACCGUCAGACCAACUGGAACACAGGCCUCUUUGGCUGCUGUGAAGACGUAAGCUCCUGCUGCUAUGGCUUUUGGUGCUGUCCUUGCCUUGCCUGCUCGGUUGCUGGAUCAUUUGGAGAGAACCGCUGCCUCCCCUUAUGUGAUAUCUGCAGCCCUGCAGUGGUGUCAGCCUUUGGAAUACCUCUGUUUACACCUCCCGCUGUUUUGGCUCUGAGGGUUGGCAUUCGACACAAAUACGACAUCAAGGGUUCUCUCUGCAAGGACAUUGCCACCUCAUGUGUCUGUUUGUGGUGCUCCUGGUGUCAGAUGCACCGCGAGCUAAAAUAUCGCAAGAAAAGCCCCACAGUCGUCAACAUGCAGCCCGGUCCAGUGGGGAAGUAAUGAUGAUUCCACAAACCUGUCUGUCAUGCUGGCUUUGAGUCCAAAUUGGGGUUUUGUGACAUCAACUUGAGUUAAAUGAGCACGUUUGGUCUGUUAUGCCCUUUGAAUAUAUUUUGAUUGAGUUGAUGUCAGAGAGCCAAUGUGCAGUCUUGUUUUUUCACUGUUCAGCUUGCUAUUCCCUGAAUCUAUUCCUCAGUGGAUUGGACACAUUUCCAGUUAAUUUUAUUCAACAAAACUGGCAAAAUAAUUUGAUUGCCAAAGCAAUGCUAUGCUGGAAGUUGGGAGAUACUUUCACCAAUCAAAUCAAAAAAGACUAAAGACAUACAUUUUUUAAAGAAAUUCCCUCUGUAUUUUUUUUUUUUUUUUUUUUUUGGGCAUCUUUAAAAACUGAAACCACAAAGGAACAUAAUAAAUUAUUCAAAUAAAAAGUAUUUGUUGAUAUUUUUCUCCCCUCUGUUAUUAUGCGAGCUUAAUGGGAGUGUUCUGUUUUAUAUUCUAAGUCUUUUGUGUGCAAAUUUGUAAUCAAAUGAUGAUAUUGAAGCUGUCAGUUUUUAUUCACACUUUUUGCCAUCGUCUGACUGAUGUCUGUGUAGCUGAAUGCAAAAAUCAAAUGAGAAACCUUUUUUAAUGCAGAGAGUUUUUUUUGCCUGUGCCACACCUUAGCAUAUUGUUUUUGUUUUUUUUGUUUUGUUUUCAUUUUAAUUCAUUCAUUCAUCCAUUCAAAAUAAACCACAUUUUGUGUUUUGGCUUAAAGAGCGAGUUUUUGGAGUGACUGUGACAAUGAUAUUCUAAUAUGCUUCAGUGACCCUACUGGGAAGCCAAACAGCUAUUUAUUUUCUCUAUCUUGUGAACAAUUCACGAUCUUAUAAAAAUUAUUAAUAUCAUAUUAAUUUUAAAAUUCGAACAAAUGUAUUUUCAGUUCAGCAGUACAUGACUAACUGAAUAACUUGAGCCAACAAUCUUGGCAAAUGCUGUAUUAAUUUCUUUCAGCAUUCCUCUCUAGAAGGUAAAACUUAAACAGAACGUAAGACUUAAACAGGUUAAAAAAAUUCUCAAAUAAGUAUUUGUGUAUCUAGUAUUUAAAUUUCGUUUGAAGGGAUGACUUCUGGACACAAAGUGGCACCCCAGUGUCAUGGAUUCAAAUUGGUCGUGCUCUUUCUGUGUGGAGUUUCGUACAGUGUGUAUGUGGAUUUCCUUCUGGUACUCCAACAUAAUUUACCCCUGGGAGUGAAUGUGAGUGCAUGUGGCUGUUUGUCUCUGGUUGCCAUGUGAUUUAUUGGAGACCUGGCCAUGGUGUAUCCUUCCCUCACCCAUAAUCAGAUUAACUCCAGUGCCACACGACCCUGUGCGGGAUAAGGUGGUGCAGAAUAUGAAUGGAUGAAUGAAUGGGAUUUGUUUCCUUUCAAUUUUGCUGGUGUUUAUAAACUGUUAACAUAAGUGAUCUGAGGAUUUUUCGUCCGGCUGUGUAGGUGAGGUAACACUGUAGAUUAUUUGUAUUCACACAGUAUGCACACAUUCACACAGAGUUUCACAGACGAUCUUUAUUGUUGUUGUCUUCUUUGUUCCUUUCUGUGGUUACACAUGAACUACUGUGCACACAACACUGCCCCACAAACCAACAGUGGUAUUAACCCAUUUGCUUCAUAGGCACCCUGGAAACACACCAAAUAAAGGGCAUGAUGAAUGUAA